UAAUUGCCGGCGUAACCCGCCGGAAUCCAAUUUCCUGACCGGCGAAUCCAUGGAAACGGUAACCGUACAUUCGAGCCAAUGGGACAGAGUGAUGGAGCUGACGAAAUUGGCUCAGGAAAGAAACACCGAUCCAUUGGUAUGGGCCAUGGAGCUUUCCUCCAGUCUCAACUCCGCCGGCAUCUCUAUGCCGUCGACCGACGUUGCCGAACUUCUCGUAUCUCAUAUUUGUUGGUCCAAUAAUGUUCCUAAUGCUUGGAAGCUUCUAGAGAAAGCUUUGGUGUUUAGAAUUGUCCCUCCUCUGUUCGUUCUCGCCCUUCUCUCUACAAGAGUAAUUCCUGCUCGAAGGAGCUAUCCGAUGGCAUACAGGCUGUAUAUGGAACUUCUAAAAAGAUAUGCUUUUUCAUUACCAUCUCUAAUUAAUGGUCCAAAUUAUCAAAAGAUUAUGGAAUCGAUAAAUGAUACUCUUCAUCUUUCCCGGAUAUUUGAACUCCAGGGAUCUGAAAGUGGAAUGCAUGUGAUUGAAUAUGUUUUCACGGUUGUAUGUCAGUUACUGGAUGCCUCACUUGAUGAUGAGGGGCUGCUGGAACUGACUGCUGAAAAGAAGUCUAGGUGGUCAGUUGCAACUCAAGAAAUGGAAAUCAGCAAUCGUGAUGGCUUUGCUGGGAAAAGAGUUGAACAUCGUGAAGGAUUAUGUAGAAUGAACACUGUACUGGCUAUUGAAAUAAUUGGCGAUCUUUUUGGGGACAAACUGACAUCCAUGAUUCUUUACUUGGCACAUAGGAACAUGCCCACACAUUGGGAUUCUUUCAUGCAGCACUUACACCUUCUAGUGUCAAACUCGUCAGCUUUAAGAAACUCUAAGAAUAUUUCUCCGGAGGCUUUGGUACUGUUGAUAUCCAAAAACCGUGGAGUUCUCUCCAGAGAAUGCAAAACAAGCUCAAGGAAAUUUCUUCAUGCUGUUAUGGCUUCUGGAUCACUUGCACUUUCUGCUAGUCGGUUUGAUGAUGCUAGUACAUCAGUUCUCUGGCUACCAAUUGAUCUCUUUCUUGAAGAUACCAUGGAUGGAUCAAAAGUGGCAGCUACAAGUGCUUCUGACACCCUUACUGGUCUGGUGAAGGCUCUGCGGGCAGUUAACUGUACAUCAUGGAAGAACACAUUUUUUGGGUUGUGGAUUUCAGCCCUUAGGCUUGUUAAUAGAGAAAGGGAUCCCAGUGAGGGUCCAGUACCUCGUCUUGAUACUUGCUUAUGCUUAUUGUUGUCUAUUACACCGCUAGCAAUUACCAACAUUAUUAAAGAAGAGGAAAAUGAUAGCUGCACUAGUGAUCAAAGAACAGAGUCCACAGGAAAACAUCGUCAGGCCUUGGUUUCUAGCUUACAGCAACUGCAUGAUUAUGAAGGCUUGUUGACCCCACCACUGCCUGCAAUUCCUUUGGCAAACCAAGCUGCUUUGAAAGCAAUGAUGUUCCUCUCAGGGCUAAGUGGGGGAAGUGAGUAUUUUGAUGGGAUGAGAUUGAAUGACAUGCCUGCCAAUUGUGCUGGAAGCUUGUGGCACCUUAUUGUUGAGGCUUGCAUUGCUAGAAACAUUUUGGAUACGUCUGCUUAUUUAUGGCCGGGAUAUGUAAAAGGUCAAUUCAAUCAAGUGCCUCGUAACAUGUCAGGCCCAUCGCCUAGAUGGUCAUCAUUGAUGAAGGGGUCUCCCCUAACUCCUCCAAUGGUCAGUGUAUUGGUUUCAACACCCGCUUCAAGCUUAGCAGAAAUAGAGAAAAUAUAUGAGAUUGCUGUCAAUGGUCCAGCUGAAGACAAGAUUUCUGCCGCUACAAUUCUCUGUGGGGCUUCUCUUGCUCGUGGUUGGAAUAUACAGGAACAUGCGGUUCUAUUCAUCACUAGGCUUCUUUCACCUUGUGUUCCUUCUGAUUAUUCUGGAACUGAUAGCCAUUUGAUUAGCUAUGCUCCUUUUCUGAAUGUUCUUGUUGUUGGUAUAACAUCUGUAGACUGUAUCCAGAUAUUUUCUUUGCAUGGAUUGGUUCCACAGCUUGUUGGUGCAUUGAUGCCAAUUUGUGAAGCCUUCGGUUCUUGUCCACCCAAUGUGUCAUGGACUCUUAUGUCGGAAGAAAUUACUUCACAUGCCGUUUUCUCGAAUGCAUUCACACUUUUAUUGACAUUGUGGAGGUUUGAUCAGCCACCGCUUGAGCAUGUCACCAGAGAUGUUCCUGUGGGAUCCCAUCUAACUCCUGAAUACCUAUUGCUGGUUCGCAACUCCCAGUUGGCAUUCUCUGAAGAUUUGCUGAUAGAUCAAAGCAAAAGCAAGCAAUUGUCUAGAGUUGUCAGUCAAUUACCUAGAGAACCCAUAUUUAUGGAUUCGUUUCCUAAACUAAAAUGUUGGUACCGGCAACAUCAAGCAUGUAUUGCGUCACCUCUCUCAGGUCUCGUCCCUGGAACUCCUGUUCAUCAGAUAGUUGAAGCACUGCUGGACUUCAUGUUCCGAAAAAUAAAUAGUGCUGGUCAGUCCCUUAUACCUCCAAUUUCAAGUGGUAGUAACUCAUCUGGGUCUGGAAAUGAAGAGAUAUCUCCUCAUCUUAAGCUGCCUGCUUGGGAUAUUUUGGAAGCUGUUCCUUUUGUGCUUAACGCUGCUCUCACGGCAUGUGCUCAUGGGACCUUGUCACCACGUGAACUAGCCACAGGUCUUAAGCAUCUAGCUGACUUUCUUCCUGCAUCUUUGGCAACGAUUACAAGUUACUUUUCAGCUGAAGUGACGCGGGGUAUUUGGAAGCCUGCUUCUAUGAAUGGAACUGAUUGGCCAAGUCCUGCUGCAAAUUUAGCAGCAGUGGAACAACAAGUUAAGAAAAUCCUAGCUGACACUGGUGUUGAUGUCCCAAGUCUCUCUGUAGGUGGAAGUUCUCCAGCUAUUCUUCCUUUGCCUCUGGCAGUCCUUGUGAGCCUCACCAUUACAUAUAAACUUGAUAGAGAUACUGACCGCUUUCUGAACUUGAUGGGCGCAGCAGUGAGUAACCUGGCUACAAGUUGUCCUUGGCCGUGUAUGCCUGUUAUGGCUGCUCUAUGGGCUCAAAAGGUUAGACGCUGGAGUGACUUUCUUGUUUUCUCUGCAUCCCGGACUGUUUUCCACCACAGCAGUGAUGCAGUGGUUCAACUUCUUCGGGUCUGCUUUACAGCUACACUAGGUAUAGGUACAUCUUCUAUAGAAAGCAACGGUGGGGUCGGUUCUCUUCUUGGUCAUGGAUUUGGUUCGCAUUUUUCUGGUGGCAUAUCUGCUGUUGCCCCUGGUAUACUCUACUUGCGUGUUCAUAGAGCUGUCAGAAAUGUCAUGUUUAUGUCAGAAGAGAUCGUCUCCCUUUUGAUGCAUUUUGUCAGAGAUAUUGCGGAUAGUGGAGUCCCUGCUAAGGAUUUGGAGAAACUCAAGAAAACUAGAGGUGAGAUAAGGUCUCUCUCUAGUCAGAAAACAGAUAGUGGAUUCCCUGCAUCUUGUCACGUCUCUCUUGCUGCAGCUAUGGUCCGUGUCAAGCUUGCAGCUUCAUUGGGUGCUUCAUUAAUUUGGAUUACAGGUGGUUUAAGUCUAGUCCAAUCUUUACUGAAAGAAACAUUGCCAUCUUGGUUUAUAUCAGCACAUAGGUCAGAGCCUAACGGUGGUGUUUCAGAAGGAAUGGUUGCAAGGCUAAGGGGUUAUGCCCUUGCAUACUUGGCAGUGCUGUGUGGAACAUUUUGUUGGGGGGUGGAUUCCUCGUCACCCACAUCCAAAUGGCGACCAAGUAUGCUCGGAGCACACUUGGAAUUUCUCGCGAGUGCAUUAGAUGGCAAAAUAUCACUUGGUUGUAACAAGGCUACAUGGAGAGCAUAUGUGUCGGGUUUCAUAAGCUUGAUAGUGGGAUGCACACCAAGCUGGCUUCUGGAGGUGGAUCUUCAAGUUUUGAAGAGGCUGAGCAAGGGAUUGAAACGGUGCGACGAAGAAGUAUUAGCUCUGGCGCUUUUGGAAGCUAGUGGUGUUGGUGCUAUGGGUACUGCUGCUGAAAUGAUUAUAGAGGGGAGCUUGAACUUUGCUAGAUGAGCAUUCAAGGAGGACUGGUAAUGUAACAGUCUUUUAGAUUAUCAGUAAAGCUUUGUACAAUUUUUUAUUGUGUAAAUGUUGAGAGGACAGAUAUAGAAGUUAGCAACCCUUCUAUAGAUCAGUUGAGUUUUGAUUGGA
Messenger RNA from Solanum verrucosum, 4198 nucleotides. RefSeq names its product mediator of RNA polymerase II transcription subunit 33A-like. The coding region runs from base 50 to 4060 and encodes 1336 amino acids. Gene Ontology annotation, cellular component: mediator complex. The record is from RefSeq and is a predicted model, not a curated record. Gene Ontology annotation, biological process: regulation of phenylpropanoid metabolic process. Lineage: Eukaryota; Viridiplantae; Streptophyta; Magnoliopsida; Solanales; Solanaceae. The transcript has 12 exons.